CUCACCCAUUAGCCAAUUCAUUGUAACCCAAAAGUAAAACACUUGCAUAGCUGAUACAUAGCUUAUAGCUGUUGUCCAGCAGAGUACCUAAUGGUUUAGUAUAAUAUUUUAAUAAUAUAAUACCUUGGUCGCUGUUCGCUUCCACGCUCAAGUCAAACUGUCUAAACUAAAACUCACUCUCACGACCAAGUGCGAAAUGGAUAGCGACACCAGCACUGAGAGCAGUUUCGAGCUACCCGACGAGGGAUCCCACCAAGGCGGAAAUGGCGGCGUCCCUCCGAAUGGCCUCACCCGGGCACAAGCUCUGAAUCUAUACGUCAGCCAUGCCUUUUCGACAUGGAAUGCUCGUGGUUAUGAAUUUGCCGCAGUACGUCGCCCCGGAAGAAGCGAUUAGAUGAAAUAACUUCUCAUUACCUCACCAUCUUAUCAGGUCCUUUUCACGGCGGCUGCAUAUCCUGAUACCCUUGUAGCAGCGGCGCUACGGCAAGUCUGAUCGGCUGUGCUGAAUCUCUGGUAGCUCAUUGUUAACACAAGCUUGCAGCAUGAUCAUAGUUUAUUUUGCCAUGAUCCUGUUCUCCAGCUCGGUUGGACGAUGGGUGCAGAAGUCUCCCAGUAGACUCCGCACCUUACUCUCUACCAUCAUCUGCAACCGCGGCUCGGUGAUUCUCGGCUCCUUUUUCUGGAUCUUGAUAUUGAGCCAAGAGGACCUGGUAGGACACGAAACCAGGUUUGUGUUGCCCACGAACGCCGUCCUUAAGGGUAUAGGAUUCGCCAUCGCGGUGACGUUCGGUAUUGUCGAACGCUUAAGUGCGUCCGGUAAUCUCAUCUCUAUGGAGCGAGAUUGGGUCGUUUCUAUUGCUGCCCCGACCGGUAACCCUUACGAUUUAACUCACCUUAACGCCGUUAUGAGAAGGAUCGACCUUGUCUGCAAAUUAAUCUCGCCUAUUUUAAUUUCAGUUGUCAUCUCCAUCCUCGGGUCUAUCCGCCUCGGUGUAGUAUUCACGGCACUUACUAGCCUAAUUAGCAUUCCAAUCGAGGUCUUCUCCGCGAAGCGAGUGUGGAAUAGCAGUCAUUUGCUACAAGCACCACGUACCGUACCAGCCUCACGUCCAGAGGCAGCAACGCAAGAGACAUCAAGAUCAUGGAUAUCGAAGACUCGGCAGUACUUUCACGGCUUCGAAAUGUAUUUUAGCACGUCCGUCUGGAUCCCGUCUGUUGCUUUAGCGCUUCUACAUUUCAAUAUGCUGACCUGGAGAGCCACCUUUAUCACAUAUUUAAUCAACAUAGGUUACUCGCUCAAUGCAAUUACAAUCGCCAGGGCUAUAGGUUCCGUAUUCGAGAUAAGCAGCACAGUCAUUACCCCCCGAGGCAUCGAGUACAUGGGCAAGACGCACCAUCACGCUUCUACCUACCCCGCAGACGAAGACGACGAGUCAGGAGCUCGCUUGAUUACUGGCGAGCAGGAUGGAAACCAAGAUAUUCAAACCAUGAUAGGGUUGCAGCGGUUUGGGCUCUGGGGUAUAAGUUGGCAAAUCAUAAAUACAGUACCGGUUGUGCUAGCGCUAUGGGCAAUCUCGGAACAGCAAGAUGGGGCAAGCAACCUCAUUGCUAUUGCUCGGAGGAUUAUUGGUGAAAAGGUUCCGCCUAAUGCAGCUUGGAGUGUCGUAUUGUUCUCAUUCUUAGCUUUCUCACGGCUAGGAGUAUGGGUUUUCGACCUCACAACCCAGCAACUUACACAAACACUUGUCCCGGAACACCAACGGUCAAGCUUUGCAGGUACGGAGAACUCUGUCGUAAAUAUAUUCGAGCUCCUCGGCGCCGGUGCGGCUAUAGCUUUCCCACGUACGGAGCAGUACAAAUGGCUAGCAUUCGCGAGCUUGGUCUCCGUACUAAUCAGCUGGGUAAUGUAUGCCGGCUGGGUUCGUCGCCAGAGGGGCCACCUAAUUCAUUGGGAGAAGCUAACUCAGGGCCUAUGUGUGAAUGAACGGGGCCGGUGAAUAGCUGAGGGGUAAAUGGGAGAGGAUUCACUCGCUCUACGAUAGGCCGCGAUCCUUUUCUUCCCUAACAACCUACAUAUCGUUGCCUUAACUAAAGACUUACUCCAUUAACUAUU
Daldinia caldariorum is the source of this 2113-nucleotide messenger RNA. Its product is annotated as Ferroporti-1. Gene Ontology annotation, biological process: iron ion transmembrane transport. NCBI's taxonomy places the organism in Eukaryota, Fungi, Ascomycota, Sordariomycetes, Xylariales, Hypoxylaceae. Gene Ontology annotation, molecular function: iron ion transmembrane transporter activity. The record is from RefSeq and is a predicted model, not a curated record. The coding region runs from base 543 to 1997 and encodes 484 amino acids. Gene Ontology annotation, cellular component: membrane. The transcript is spliced from 3 exons.